UUUGCAGGCCACGGGAAGAACCAUAAGGAUGCAGCAUCAGUGCGAGCCACACACCCAAUCCCUGCUGCCUGUGGGAUCUACUACUUUGAAGUGAAGAUUGUCAGUAAAGGUCGAGAUGGGUACAUGGGCAUCGGCCUGUCUGCACAGGGAGUCAACAUGAACAGACUGCCUGGAUGGGACAAGCACUCAUAUGGUUACCAUGGAGAUGAUGGCCACUCUUUCUGCUCCUCUGGGACGGGCCAACCGUAUGGGCCGACGUUCACCACGGGUGAUGUGAUUGGCUGCUGUGUCAACCUCAUCAACAACACCUGCUUUUACACCAAAAAUGGCAUCAGUUUAGGUGUUGCCUUCACGGACCUUCCUCCUAACCUGUAUCCCACCGUGGGGCUUCAGACGCCAGGAGAGAUUGUAGAUGCAAACUUCGGCCAGCAGCCAUUUGUCUUUGACAUCGAGGACUACAUGAGCGAGUGGCGGGCGAAGAUCCACGGAAUGAUUUCCAGCUUCCCCAUCGGCGAGCGGCUGGGGGAGUGGCAGGCCGUCCUGCAGAAUAUGGUGUCCAGCUACUUGGUGCAUCAUGGAUAUUGUGCAACUGCAACAGCGUUCGCCAGAGCCACAGAGACCACAAUACAAGAGGACCAGUUGUCUAUAAAGAACAGACAAAGAAUACAGAAGCUGGUUCUGGCAGGGCGGGUCGGGGAAGCCAUCGAAGCCACUCAGCAGCUCUAUCCGGGUCUGUUGGAACGCAACCCCAACCUGCUCUUCAUGUUGAAAUGUCGGCAGUUUGUGGAGAUGGUGAACGGCACAGACAGCGAGGUUUGCUGCCUGACGGUCCGCUCCCCAAAGUCCCAGGACAGUUACCCCGGUUCCCCCAGCCUCAGCCCGCGGCACGCAGCAAGCAGCACGCACAUCCACAGUACUGGAGCAGACAGCCCCACCUGCAGUAAUGGUGUCGCCACGCCCAACAAGGCAAAGAUUCACAGCAGCAGCAUUAAAUACCCCAGCGCCUCCUCCUCUAACUCCUCCUCUACCUCCUCCUCCCCUUCCUCCAUAAACUACUCUGAGUCCAACUCCUCGGACUCCACCAAGAGUCAGCCGCACAGCGCCAAUAGCACCCAGGAAACCAGUGACAGUGAGAUGGAGAUCGAAGCGGAGCAUUACACCAAUGGUGUCGUCGAAAGCUCGUCGGCCCGGAUCAUGAAUGGCACGUACAGACAUGAAGAGAUCCUUCAGCCCGAUGAUAACAGCAUCUGCAACGGUGUCACUGGAGCACAAAAACACUCUGAUGGGAGCCGCAGUAAUGGCAAACAGUUCUGUGGAGGGAACCAGGCAGCCACAGAGAGGAUGAUCCAGUUUGGGCGGGAGCUGCAGGCGCUCAGCGAACAACUGUGCCGCGACUAUGGCACUAACACCACGCACAAGAAGAUGUUACAGGAUGCAUUUAGCCUGCUGGCUUACUCAGACCCCUGGAACUGCCCAGUGGGCCAGCAGUUGGACCCCACACAGAGAGAAUCACUCUGCUCCGCUCUCAACAGCGCCAUUCUGGAGUCCCAGAACCUUCCCAAGCAGCCUCCGUUGAUGCUGGCGCUCGGACAGGCCACAGAGUGCGUUCAGCUCAUGGCUCGGGUUCGGUCCGGUUCCUGCUCCUUCGCCAGGAUAGACAACUUUUUGCACUAGCCCUCGAUCAGGUAAAUCUUAAGCAGCACUGAGAUGUCCAGCUGGUUGUUGUCAAGGCGACGAAGAGGCGAGCAUGCGUCUGAUUGGAGCAGAGAAAGGAAGAAGGCUUCCUAUUUAAUUUAGUAUUAUCAGAUUUAAUAAAUGUGUGACACUAUUUAAAGAUUAUUAUUAUUAUUAUUCAGUUUAUUUAGCCUUUUUUUU
This is a messenger RNA of Cyprinodon variegatus (sheepshead minnow), 1875 nucleotides long. RefSeq names its product ran-binding protein 10-like. Gene Ontology annotation, biological process: cell surface receptor signaling pathway; cytoskeleton organization. The transcript is spliced from 14 exons. Gene Ontology annotation, cellular component: cytoplasm. Gene Ontology annotation, molecular function: protein binding. Lineage: Eukaryota; Metazoa; Chordata; Actinopteri; Cyprinodontiformes; Cyprinodontidae. The annotation marks the transcript as partial. The record is from RefSeq and is a predicted model, not a curated record.